AGUUUUGGUUUUAUUUUUAUUUGUCUCUAUUCAUCACGUCUUUAUUUCUCGAAAAAUCGUUUCCUACCAAUAUAAUUAGCCAGAGGGACACAACAAAAUAGUGCUGAAACAAACGAAAGAAAAAAAGAACAUGGAAGACAUACAGCACAGAACAGUAAAAGCUAAUGGAAUAAAUAUACACGUGGCCGAGAAGGGUGAGGGCCCGGUGAUCCUGUUCUUGCACGGCUUCCCCGAGCUAUGGUACACGUGGCGACACCAGAUCGUUGCUCUCGCUUCGCUCGGCUACCGAGCCGUUGCCCCUGACCUUCGCGGCUACGGUGACUCAGACGCCCCCGAGUCUCCGGCGAACUACACGUGCCUUGAUAUCGUCGGCGACCUGAUUGGGCUUCUGGACGCCAUAGCCGCCGAUGAGGACAAGGUUUUCGUUGUAGGCCACGAUUGGGGCGCCGUAAUCGCCUGGCACCUUUGUCUCUUUCGCCCUGACCGAGUCAAGGCUUUGGUCAAUAUGAGCGCGCAGUUUAAUCCCAGGAACCCUAGGAGAAAACCCCUUCCGGCCAUGAGAGCUGUCUGUGGCCACGAUUAUUACAUGUGCAGAUUUCAGGAGACUGGAGUCAUAGAAGAAGAAUUUGCCCAGAUUGGUACUGAAAGAGUGUUAAAGGAAAUUCUAACGUAUCGAACUCCUGGGCCAUUGUUUUGGCCGAAAGCAAAAGCGUUAGAAUCACCAACACCAAUUGCUUUGCCUUCUUGGUUAUCAGAGCAAGAUUUUAAUUACUACAUCGCAAAAUAUGAAAAGACUGGCUUCACUGGAGGGCUCAACUAUUAUCGAAAUAUUGAUCGAAAUUGGGAGCUGUUGGCACCAUGGACAGGGGCACAGAUAAGAGUUCCAGUGAAGUUCAUAGCAGGGGAGUUGGACCUGGUUUACAAUUCUUUUAACGCAAAGGAUUACGUGCACAAUGGUGGGUUCAAGAGAGAUGUGCCGUUUCUGCAAGAGGUGAUAAUAAUGGAAGGUGUUGGUCAUUUCAUCAACGAGGAAAGGCCAGAUGAGAUCAGCACACAUAUUUAUGAGUUCUUCAAGAAGUUUUAAUUACCCUUUUUUGUUUCUGUAUGGCUUUCAUUAACGUCAAUAGUAAUAAACACAGGUUUUAUGAUUAUGAACGUGAAUAAGAUUCAACUGAACUGUUUGUUUUCUUCCAAAUGAAAAUUUGAACCAUAUGGAUGGAUUGCCAUUUUACAAUUACAGACAAUGUUAUUGGGUGCAAGGCUUACCUUACCCCCACAUCUUAUUUGA
Messenger RNA from Humulus lupulus (European hop), 1288 nucleotides. RefSeq lists its product as uncharacterized. The transcript has 3 exons. The coding region runs from base 131 to 1084 and encodes 317 amino acids. Gene Ontology annotation, molecular function: hydrolase activity. NCBI's taxonomy places the organism in Eukaryota, Viridiplantae, Streptophyta, Magnoliopsida, Rosales, Cannabaceae. The record is from RefSeq and is a predicted model, not a curated record.